AUGUGUAAAGUCUUCCCAUCCAGCUUGGGAGAAACUGGACUUCGAUGGUUCGAUCGUCUCCCCGCUGGAUCGAUCUAUGGCUGGAAGCAGCUCUCUGAAGAGUUCCUAGCCAGGUUCGUCUCCAACACUAAGAUCCCGAAGGAGCCGGAUACACUGUUCGGUCUCCGAAAGAAGCAGGAGGAAACGCUGCGCAAUUAUGCCAGAAGGUACUGGGAAGAGUACAAUGACCUUGAGGAAAAUGUGUGCAGGGAACAAAUGGUCGUUAUGUCCUUCAAACAGGGUCUGCGCCCGGAAAAUGAUCAGAUCCCUAUCGAGGUAGUGUCAGCAGAACAAACAGCUCGGCACAAGAAGAGAACAGAUCGAGGAGAACACCGAGGGAUUGCAGUGAAUGAAGUGGAUAAGUCCAAAUUCCAUGAAGUCGUUGUGACUGUAUUCAAAGAGCCAAUCUAUCGAAUCCUGGAAAAGAUCAAGAGAGAGCCCUUCUUUGUUUGGCCGUCGAAAAUGUUGGGAGAUCCAGCUCGGCGCAAUCAGAAGCUCAGAUGCACCUACCACCAAAACAGGGGGCACAUGACUCAGAACUGCAGGGCAUUGAAGCAACACUUGGAAGACCUAGUGGCAACCGGGCACCUAAGGGAUUACAUUGAUCAGGAUAAGGAAGUGGCCGAACUGGGAAAACCGCUACCAAAACCGAAUGUUGAGCACCCACCUCGGUUGAUAAUAAAUGUGAUCCACAGGACAGCGACUCAGGAAUCUGAUGAGGCACUGAAAGAAGAGAUCGCUAAGGCUGCGCAAAUUCAGAGGGUCAUUUCAGUGGAGCCUGUAUCGAAAAAGGUACGUACAGUACCCAAAUCCCCCUUGUGCACUGUUUCAUUUACUGGGAAAGAUUUAGAAGGCAUACAGCACCCACAUACUGAUGCACUGAUUAUAACUGUGGGAAUUGGGAAACGAUUUGACGUAAAACAAGUCCUAGUAGAUCAAGGCAGUGCAGCAGACAUAUUGUAUUAUGAUUUGUUCAGAAAGCUUGGUCUCUCCGAGUAG
Camellia sinensis is the source of this 1038-nucleotide messenger RNA. RefSeq lists its product as uncharacterized. Lineage: Eukaryota; Viridiplantae; Streptophyta; Magnoliopsida; Ericales; Theaceae. The record is from RefSeq and is a predicted model, not a curated record.